Messenger RNA from Fusarium poae, 1122 nucleotides. RefSeq lists its product as uncharacterized. Bases 1 to 1122 code for a protein of 373 amino acids. Gene Ontology annotation, cellular component: elongin complex; nucleus. The transcript has a single exon. Lineage: Eukaryota; Fungi; Ascomycota; Sordariomycetes; Hypocreales; Nectriaceae. The record is from RefSeq and is a predicted model, not a curated record. Gene Ontology annotation, biological process: transcription elongation by RNA polymerase II.
AUGCCACCCAAGUCUCUUGCGGAGCUUGCCACCGCGGCAUGUAUCAAAAACAUCCGCUCACUCGAGAGCGUUGGCAACUUUCUUCUCUACGAGACCGUCCGUACCCUUCUCCUCAAGAUCGACAACCCCAAACAACUACGCAACAUCGAACUCAACUCUCCGCAAAUCCAAGGCGAGACUGGCGAGGUAUGGCUCAAGAUCAUCAAGAACGAGUUCCCAAUGGAAUUCAGACAAAAAGCAUACAAGCCCUCCAACCCAACGGAUUGGUACAGAGUAUACAACAAGUACAAAAAAGAUCACCAGAAAGCCCUUGACGAGAGUGAGGCCAAGCUCAAGGACGCAUUCAAGGGACUUCAGCAGGACAGGGCCAAGACCAAAACCACGAUUGUCGAUGAUAGGAGGCUGCUGCCUCAGGGAGGCAGGGUCGGACCAAAGAAACCGUGGGGAUUUGGCGCACGGGACCCCAACGGUAGCACACUCGCUUUCACAAGGGGUAGUCGCACAAAGACCAAUAACGGCGCGAGCGUUAUGCGCAAAGUGCGAAGGGAGACGAAGGAAAUCGCAAACAUUCAUGCCAAAUUGUCCAGACCGACACAGGCAUCAAACGCCAUUACGAAACUUCGAAAGGCGCCUGCUGCUAUGGUCAACGACUACCAGAGAGCGUCUCAGCCAGCAAUUCGGGCCCCUUCGAAGCCCACACCCUCUGAGAUAGUCGAAGCUCAUGAGAAGCGAGCGCAAUACAUCUCGGACUCGGAUGAUGAUGGUGGUGGUGAUGAUUUGUUUGACGACGAUCCUUCACCCCCUCGAAAGGUCGCUUCCCGGCCUUCUUCAUCUGCUCCAAGCAGACCAGUGACCAAUGUCAAGCGAUCUGGCCUUCUGUCCAACAGUUACAAAGGCCCUAAACCCCAGGCCGCUGCAACACCUUCACAGCCUCGGUCAUCACGGCCAGUCAAACAAGAGAAAAGAUUCCGUAGCCCUGAAGGGGAGGUCCUGUCCUCUUCACCUGAGUCUGGCCCGGCUUCUUCACCCCCACCCGCCUCUGUUGCACGACCUCUUUCUACCGUCAACCCGCGGAAGCGCAAGGGCACUGAUAUCUUCCAUAAGCCCAAGAGAAGAGCAUAA